GAUACUGACCUUAAGUCAAGAAAGCACAAUCUGAAAGAACAAUUGUUCUAUUUCUGCUCAUUUUAAUUAAAUUAUCUUCACUUCAUAACAAAAAGUUGAUUGUAGGUGAAUGUAUGUAAAUUCUUCCAGUGAUUCUAGUUUAAUUUAUUCUGAGUCUCUUUUCAUCAUCAGAGCAUUAAGGACUGAAUGACGUGGGUGUGGUCUGCUACUUCCUCAAUGUUUGCAGCUCAGAACUGACAGCUUUCAUCGGGAAACAGUCGGUUAACUCUGAUUAGUUAGUUUGAUCUCUAAAGAUGUCGACAGAAACUGAAGAUUUGAGAGUGAAAUUUAGCAAAAAUCUUUAUCAAAAAAGAAGAGGACAAAGUGAGGUGGAGAUGAUGGAGGAUGAAGAUCAGAUCUAUGAAAAUACAGUACAACAAACUGGUGAGAAGAAAAACUUCACAAAAAAAAAACAGGAGCAGAAGAAUCUGAAAGCCAAGUCAAGAAACUUUCCAGGAGGUUUCAAGUUGUCUUUGGGAGUUUUCCUUUUUCUGCUUCUGGCUGGACUCAUUGCACAAUAUCUUCUUUGGUCUUUGGAAAACAAAAAAAUGCAGACUCAACUUUCAGACAUGGCCGUCAAAAACAGUCGUUUACAGGAUGAAAUGAAGCAACUGAAAGAUGACAAUGGAGACAUGACUGUCAAAAACAGUCGUUUACAGGAUGAAAUGAAGCAACUGAAAGAUGACAAUGGAGACAUGACCGUCAAAAACAGUCGUUUACAGGAUGAAAUGAAGCAGCUAAAAGAUGACAAUGGAGUCAUCAACAAAACUCUUUUGGAUGAAAUAAAACAGCUAAAAGACAAGAUCGAAGGUAAAUGGUGCCCUGAAACAUGGAUGAGAUUUGGACUCAACUGCUACUAUAAAUCCACUGAGGAGAAAAAUUGGAUUGACAGCAGGAGUUUCUGUCGGUAUGUAGGAGCUGAUCUUGUGGUCAUCAACAGCAAAGGGGAACAGGAGUUUGUUUCUAAAUUGAAUCCGAAUAAAGAAUCCUGGAUUGGUUUGUUUGCUGAAUCGUCACCACAGACACAGAAAUCUGAAUGGAAAUGGGUCGAUGGAUCACUGCAGACAGAAGCGUUCUGGGAUGAGACGUUUGCAGAUCUGCCAUACGACUACUAUGCAGUGUCCUUGAAUACUGAAGGGAAAUGGACAAACGUGUACCAAACAAAAUACAGAAACUGGAUCUGUGAGAAAUAAAAUGUAUUCAUCUUUGUUAGUGAUCUGUGCAGUGAUUUUAGUAUUCAGUAAUGUAACUAUAAAAUUUUAUUAUCUUGUGUUUUUAUAUAUGAUUGUAUUUACUAGUACACAUUAUAACUUAAAGGAAGCAAUUUGUUUGUGAAUUAUUCAACAACUUAUCACAUUUAAAA
Oryzias melastigma (Indian medaka) is the source of this 1402-nucleotide messenger RNA. Its product is annotated as low affinity immunoglobulin epsilon Fc receptor-like. Lineage: Eukaryota; Metazoa; Chordata; Actinopteri; Beloniformes; Adrianichthyidae. The coding region runs from base 294 to 1232 and encodes 312 amino acids. The transcript has 10 exons. The record is from RefSeq and is a predicted model, not a curated record.